AUAACAGGAUGCGCUCAUAUUGAUGCUAAAGAACUAAUCAAUUCACAUACCCCUGUUGGAUAUUAUUUACAUAUUACUGCUAUGUUUACCGAAAUCUCUACUGGGGUUAAAAUAAAAGAAACAGCCCGAAGUCCUAAUAUGGUGUUGAAGUCUAAAGCCAUGUCACUAAUUGAUGUUCCUCAGAAAUUUAAACCUGGUUUUCCAAUAAAAUUUAAGGUCCAGAUUAAAUACCUUGAUGGGACACCUGUAACUGAUGGAACAAUACGAGUUGACGUGUCUGAACGUCAGCACAAUGUUCGAACAUCAAGUAAAAUAUUCCGCAGGUGGUAUUCUGUGGCAAACGGUGUGAUUGUUGUCCCCCUAGAGAACGUGUCGCCUUACGCAAAGGCACUCACCUUUACGGCCAACUACAACUCAGACCAAUUGUUGAAAGUAAAAACUUCCAAUUCUUGGUACUCUCCAAGUUUGUGUUUUUUGAAAUUGGUCUUACCUGAUCACGGCUUACCUGCGAAGGUCGGAAGCGAAGGAUCUGUGAAAGUCUUUUACACUGUCCCUGAUAACAUGCGAAGAAAUAUUCCAUUCUUUUACAAAAUUUUGUGUAAAGGAAAUCUGCUGUUAUCUGGCGUUACUUGGAGAACACAGGAUUGGCAAACUCUGAAAAAUUCCUCGAAUCGUAAUCAUAGACAAUUUACGUAUAACAGAAGAAGCAUAGCUGGAAGAUCAAUGAAUAAAUUUGAGCUUUACUUCAAUGUUACUCAGGAAAUGGUUCCGAGUUGCAGAAUCUUAGUAUACUUUGUCAAGAUGGAUAAGGAGACUAUCGGUGACAGUGUUGUUUAUGACGUGGAAGAUAAACUUGAGAAUCAGUUGUAUGUGAAUUUCGUCGACGAAGAGAAAAAGCCCGGGGAAAAAACAACAAUUGUUAUGAAAGCCAAACCUGGCUCGCGUGUGGCUAUUUCUGCCCUGGAUAAAAGUGUUUUACUCUUGAAAGAAUCAGAUGAAAUAUCAAAAAAGGAGGCUAUUAAUUUUUUAAAUCUACAAGAAGUCGGUCCAAUGAACUCACGCCAGUACUUCACCUGUAGCCGGAAUUUGAGAAAGCCUGCUAGAACAAAUGACCAAGUCUCUCAAAUAUUUAAUAAUGCUGGUGUCAAUUUUGUUUCAAAUUUGAGGAUUUUUACUCGGCCUUGCAUUCGUCCUCGCCCCCGACCAAUGCCACGUCGAAUUAGAUUUUGGCGACGAUAUUUUUAUGAAGGAAGAACAAAGCAUAACUGGAGGAGUACAUCUCGCCGGAGAAAUGCAUUUUUGCCUCAUCAUGAUGGUGGCUUUAUGAAACUUAUGUCGGCUGCCAGCAGUUCCAGCCGCCCCGCUCCAUCGGUUCCAAGAAAGGUUCAAUGGAAGUCAAAAAAAAAAUUCACUUCCCCUAAAAAGAAGGAAAAAAAACCUGCAAAGAAGUUCUCAGUAGCAGUUCGUAAAUAUUUUCCGGAGACAUGGUUAUGGACAGACAUCAAACUAAAAAAAGUAAAUAUUGUUAUGUUAUAA
This is a messenger RNA of Dendronephthya gigantea, 1536 nucleotides long. Its product is annotated as C3 and PZP-like alpha-2-macroglobulin domain-containing protein 8. The annotation marks the transcript as partial. The transcript has 9 exons. The record is from RefSeq and is a predicted model, not a curated record. NCBI's taxonomy places the organism in Eukaryota, Metazoa, Cnidaria, Anthozoa, Malacalcyonacea, Nephtheidae.